This is a messenger RNA of Equus caballus (horse), 968 nucleotides long. Lineage: Eukaryota; Metazoa; Chordata; Mammalia; Perissodactyla; Equidae. The record is from RefSeq and is a predicted model, not a curated record.
CCUUAUUGAGAUACCAUUUCACACUAGUGAGACUGGCUAAAGCCCAAAUGUCUUAACGAUACCACGUUUGUGAAAUUAUGAGGAAGCCCUCUCAUGCAUUGUUGACGGUAAUGUAAAUUGUUAUAAUUUAGAGAUCAAAUCGAUCAUUUAUUGACUUGAAGAUAUGCUGAUUCCAAGUUUCUAUGAUUUUGCUUCUAUAAAGAGAGACUCUUUUAUCAUUAAAGACUUUCUACCACUUCUGCAUGAGAAUAUGUGCACAAAGAUGUACACUGCAAAUUUGUUUAUAAUAGCAAAAAAAUUGGAAACUGACCUAAUACCCUUCCUUAGAGAAGUGGGGAAAUACCUUACAGCAGUUAAAAUGAAUGAAGUAGAUUUACAUAUAUCAACAUGAUAAAAUCUUGAGAAGAAUAUUGAAUAAAAAAAGUUCAGCACUUUAAGAUGAGAAAAGUUGAUCUCUGUUUGAGCUCUGAAGGGGCUGAAGUGAUUUUAGCUACAUCAAGUGAUGAAAAACACCCACCUGAAAAUAUGAUUGAUGGGAAUCCAGAAACAUUUUGGACCACCACAGGAAUGUUUCCCCAAGAAUUCAUUAUUUGUUUUCACAAACAUGUAAGGAUUGAAAGGCUUGUAAUCCAAAGUUACUUUGUGCAGACUUUGAGGAUUGAAAAGAGCACAUCUAAAGAGCCCGUUGAUUUUGAGCAAUGGAUUGAAAGAGAUCUAGUACACACAGAAGGGCAGCUUCAAAAUGAAGAAAUUAUGGCACGUGAUGGACAUGCCACUUACUUGAGAUUCAUUAUUAUGUCAGCCUUCGACCAUUUUGCAUCUGUACAUAGCAUUUCUGCAGAGGGCACAGCACUCUCAAAUCUUUCUUAGUAAUUAUAACAAGAUGUCUGGCAUGAUGUUUUAACAAUAUAUUUAUUUAAAUGUGAGGUUCUUUUAUAUACUUUAUUAAAGGGAUUUGUAUCAGUCUA